AACGUAGACUUACCUUAUAAAUUUUAGGUUAACAUCGGGAUGAUAAGUGUCAAUAAAAUUAAGUUACCUAACUUAAAAGAAGCACAAAACACGUUUAAUACGAUUUUUAAUACUCAAACGAUUUAUAUUAUAUUUACGUGUUUCGGAUAUCAGUUAUACAAAGUGUAAGUAGGCUGUUACACCUCAGCGAUAGACACUGAUGACGCAUCUCUUUUAUGAAGUGGCUGUGCAGAUUUAAACUAUGAAAGAUUCCGAAGAAGACAGCUUAGCAGAGGGAUGGGAGACGAGGUAUGAUACUAUACAUAGGUGUGUAUUUUAUGUUCACCCUGGAAAAAGGCUAGCCCAGUUGGACGAUCCAAAAGAGUCGGGUGUACAAACCAAAAAAUAUGGGAAGGACUGGAUCAACGUCAUUGAAUCGGAUGCUCCUCUUGAAGAUUUUCCGUGGUUCCAUGGAAAUAUUUCUUAUGCUGAAUCAGAGAAACUUCUGAAAUAUCAGGAAGGUGGAACCUUUCUCGUACGACGAAGUCAAUCACACAAAGAUUGGCUUGUACUUGUUGUCAAAAAGUCAACGCUUGGAAAAGAAGCACUUCAAUUUCAGAUCAAGUACACGAAUCCUGGUGAAUAUUUUCAAAUUGAGAGGGACGAUAAUAUUUUCUUUAGUAUACCAAAACUUAUAGAAUAUUACACUAACCAUACCAUUCUCAAAUUUGGUAUAAAAUUAACCGCCCCAUUAGACAAACACAUAAUGAACGAAACGAAAAGCAGUGUACCAGAUGAGCUUUCAAAUGACCCAAGGACGAGAGAACUCUAUGAAAAAGCAUUAGAGAAAGGGACAGAAAAUGACAACACAAUACGAGUUAUGGUUAUUGGUUGUUGCGAACAAGGCAAAACGUCAUUAGUAAGGCGUUUAUUGAAAAACUCAAUUGAAGGAGUUGAAACAACCAACGGUAUUGACUUGCAUAAAUGUACAGUUAUCAGCGAAAAUGAAUGGAAGAAGUUCGACAAUGAAGAUCUUGACGAAGAAACUGUUCAGCGCUUGGUUAAUAUUGCACUUAGAGAAAGAACAUACGAGACAUUUGCAUCGGUUACUCAUGGGGAAAAAGGCCUGCUUAACAAAGAUGAAGAAGAAUCCACUUCAGUAACGGAUAUAUCAAGAACAACGGCUGAAAAAAAAAUUUGUUCAGCAAGUGGUCUCGAAAUAAUUGAUAAAUCUGAUGAUUAUAGGGGCAAAAGAAGGGAAAAGGUUAAAGUGAACAAAAAUAAAAUUGCUGGCGCUGUUAAUUUUUAUGUCAGAAAUAAAAGAGUCAAUUUCGAAAAUUUAAAUUCAUUUCAGACUGAAUUAUAAAGAGUUGAA
Ruditapes philippinarum (Manila clam) is the source of this 1354-nucleotide messenger RNA. RefSeq lists its product as uncharacterized. Lineage: Eukaryota; Metazoa; Mollusca; Bivalvia; Venerida; Veneridae. The transcript has 8 exons. Bases 242 to 1345 code for a protein of 367 amino acids. The record is from RefSeq and is a predicted model, not a curated record.